AUGGAAGUUACUGUUAUUAAUGCGACAUCAGCCGACUCCGUCAUGGCUAAAGGCUGUAAGUCGUGUUACACCCAAGUAAUCUGUUUGAAAACAAUUUUGAUUAGCGCUUUGUUAGCUAUUGGGUAUUGCAUCAGGGGCACCCAACGAGAAUAUAGUUCAAAACCACAUAAACAUAGCAUUGUUGAACGUACUUUAGUAUUUUAACGGUAGAUAAAGGCUUAUUUUUAUCCCCUAAAAAUUUUUCAUCUGUUCGGAUUUCCUAGCUGAAAGUACAGUGAUCCGAAAAUUAUAGGGAUCAAAAUUAACCUUUUCGAAAAUUUCAGCCAGAAAAAAGGCUUCCGAAAAUUCUAGGUGACCUUUUUAGGGUAAAAAUCCGUUAAAAAUGGGCAAUUAUACCACUUCUUUGAUGUUCGAAAAUCCUAGGAGAGGCAGGCAAGCAAGAAAUUUUACAGGAAAUGAUCCGAAAAUUCUAGAUCUCAAAUCGUCUUCCGAACAGAUAGUUUUCCGAAAAUUGUCGUUGGGUGCCCCUGUUGCAUUAGCCGUUAAUUUCACAAAUCACGCACAAGAAAUCUAUACCGGGGUGUCUCUUCAGCUCAAACAGGGUUUUUCCUCCGUUUACAAUUACCAAACGUACAGCGAACAGGGGGUAACAUUGCGAAAUAAUUGUAGGCGAUCCAAAAGCUUAUCUUUCGCCCAUUUCUAAAUAUUGUAACACAGCAUGUCGGUAACCAAAACCUAAAGGAAAACAGACUGGCGUCUAUAGUCAGAUGGUCCAUAAUUUUGUUUCCUGUGUUUUCCGAUUGUUUGAUUUGUUAAUUCACAGUUUGGUACAGCGACGGAAAUGAAUUACGGUUUACUAGUGUUAAUCUUUUAAAGAGCCCUUUUCCUCCAAAAAGUACGUUUACCUGAAUUUGAAGAAGAAUUUUUUCCCCAGCAUUGACAUCUAAUUCAAAUAAUUCGUUUCGGUGUAUAGGGGUAGAAGAUCAUAGUAUUUAGCAGCCCCUUUGCGCUUACGGCUUUUCAAGGAAGAUCCCCCUUUCAUUGAUUAAUAGCAGCGAUGAACAGCUACUUCAAUUAAUUAAUCUCGUCGGAUUUUAAGGCUAUGUGUACACUAAAUAUACCGGAUAGAUUUUCAUGUCGGUGCAGUAUAAACACCUGUUUACAGUUUGCAAAAGAGUGGCACCAAAAUCUAUCCAAUAUGUGACGAUCCACUUUCAGGGGAAAAGAAUGGUAAAUUCGAGACUGCGAGGUUUCAAAAUUUUAAACCGAGACUUUACUUCUAAAAAUUCCGAGCCCCAGGACUCUAAGCGCCCAAAAUUUACAAUGGUGCAAAUCAGUAAAGCUAACUAAAAUAACCAAAAACGUCAAUGAAAGCUAGCGGAAGCCCACCAAUAUACUGCUUUCCUUUGCUUUACUGUCUUAAUUUUAUAGCUCAGUUUGAUAAGCUGUCACCACGAAUUCUGAAAAAUUCGACUUCUCAAGACCAAACGGAAAGAAAAAACGACAGAUUCGAGACUCCGAGACUGCGAGACCCAUCCAAAACGCUUCCGCGAUUUUGAGAUCGGUCCAAACUUUUCUAAGACCUACGUUUGUCCAAGUACCAUUCUAUACCCUUAUACUUUCAGCACUAUCUGAGGAUGCUAUGGUCGUAAAACCGGCAAAUUUGGCCUAGGACCCUCUAGGAGAGUUCACAAAGAUCCUCGAUUGACGGAUCAUCCGUCUAGACAAAGAAGAAACAACAGGAACAACAACAAAAAUCUUUAUUUUCCUUGAUUCUCCUUUUUCACUGAAAUACACGGACCCGCAGGUAGCUAGUUCUAUUCUUGACUGGUCAUCUGUCGAGUAUUCUGUUAUGUACAAGAACAAGGAGCAGUGGUAAACUUAGACUCCCGUCUAUAAAGUUAGAAUGUACGGAAAAAGCCUUUUUUAUCAUGGUUGUGUAAUUUUUAAUCAGAUUUAGAUUUUUAGAUUUUUAUGAUUAAGUCUUUUAUAUAACAUUUUAUAGCUAUUUUUAUUUGUAGUUAAUUAUCACUAUUAUUUCGAUUCAAUUCAGUUUAUCAUAUAGGGCCUCUAUAGAUAGCAGUUUUUAUCUUGUCUUGGCUUUAUGGUCCCAGAUGUGAAAUACAACGAGGCUUACAUCUCAUUCGUUUUAGUCCAUCCCGAGUGGCGCCGAGGGGGGAUUGGAACCUACAUGAUUUAUCACUUAAUUCAAACUUGCUUGGGUAAAGACGUGACACUCCAUGUAUCAGUCACGAAUCCAGCCAUACUAAUGUAUCAGAAAUUUGGAUUUAAACCCGAGGAGUUCAUACGUGACUUUUAUAACCGAUAUUUACCCAACGAUAGUCCGCAGUGUAGGCAUGCGUUUUUCCUUCGACUUAGGAGAUAA
This is a messenger RNA of Porites lobata, 2386 nucleotides long. NCBI's taxonomy places the organism in Eukaryota, Metazoa, Cnidaria, Anthozoa, Scleractinia, Poritidae. The record is from the annotation of a GenBank genome assembly.